This is a messenger RNA of Prunus armeniaca (apricot), 531 nucleotides long. The record is from the annotation of a GenBank genome assembly. Lineage: Eukaryota; Viridiplantae; Streptophyta; Magnoliopsida; Rosales; Rosaceae.
AUGGCUACCACCAACAGCGCUAGCUUGAGUUUGAAGCUUCUGAUUGACACAAAAAGCCACAAAGUUCUGUUUUCUGAAGCAAGCAAGGAAGUUGUUGAUUUCCUUUUCAGUUUUCUGUCUUUGCAUGUUGCAACUGUUACUAGGCUCCUCUCAACUGAUGGUAUGUGCAGAUCAUGUAACAUUUCCACCCCGGCGUCUUAUGUUUCUCCAUCUGCUCCUACUGGAGCAACCUCCAGCAAUAUUAAGGCAGGCUAUGUCAAGGGUGGUGUUAUUUACAUGAUAACGGAUAAUUUGGAAGUGAAGCCAAUGACCACCGAAUCAAGUGUUGCAGUGCUUCAAAAGCUCAAUGUGAAAGGGAUUGAUGCUCUUCAAGUUAAGGAGGGUUGGAAGUUGGUGAAGGCAUCAUUGGAGUCAAAUACCGCUCUUACCAAUAUCUUCCUUGGAAAGAAACAGCACAAACUUUUCAACUUUGGUCCACUAGCGACAUUGAGCUUUUGGGGUUUCAUUUUGGAAAACUCUACGACAGCUUAG